Aureobasidium melanogenum CBS 110374 is the source of this 2529-nucleotide messenger RNA. RefSeq lists its product as uncharacterized. Bases 1 to 2529 code for a protein of 842 amino acids. The transcript has 3 exons. NCBI's taxonomy places the organism in Eukaryota, Fungi, Ascomycota, Dothideomycetes, Dothideales, Saccotheciaceae. The record is from RefSeq and is a predicted model, not a curated record.
AUGGCUUCGACCCAGAUCUCCGGAUCGACACUUUCGCUCCAGGGAGCCCCGAACAAGACAGACCGCGAACGAAACAAUUCAAACUCUCUAAGGACGGGUAUCUUGGUUAGGUUGAACGAUCAGGUCAUACGUGACUUGCAACAAUGUGCCCAUGGGGGCAAGGCGGUGCAAUUGCUGGGCGGAAAGACACCGAAAAUUCGAUACGGUGCAAAGCUAUUGGAGUUGAAUGUAAGGCCCGAGACAUUUCGUCACGAAAUCUACUCGACAAACGACAACAACAAUCACCUUGAUUUUACCGCUUUUGUGUCGCACCAUGCAGAGCUCAGAGUACCCGUCGAGAAGAAGGCGCAAGAAGACAGUGCCGGUGCUGAGGCCGCCCUGGAGACAUUGAAGCAGUCGCUGGCGUCUAUGGCCAAGCAGAAGGAGGAACGAAAGACGACAAUAAGUAGCUCAGUAACAGCUGGUGGUAAAAACUCCAGAUACCUUCAACCCUCUUCUCGACCAACUUCCCUCGCUCAGCGCUCCGCCUCCUCGUCAUCUACUCCUCGUCCUACCGCACCUACCUCUGCUCCGUCCGAUCCCCACGCUCAAGCAAGAGAGAAGGGCAUGCGAUUUGCUCUUAUUCACUUGCUUGCCGUCAGACCCUUGUCCGAACAAGACAUUCACCAGAAAACUCACAUCCCUAAAGCCCAAUUAUCGUCACUCCUCCCCAGGAUUGCCGACAAGCAAGGACUCACCUGGGAACUUUCAAACAAGCCGUACAAAGAGCUUGAUCCUUGGUCGUUCAAAUACACUUCGGAUCAACGGACUUUGGCAAUAGAUAACGCAAUUAGAGCUUUUGACAGAGCUAGAAUACCAAAGGACGACAAGGUCUGGCAGAUUCUGUUACCCAAAGAAGAACGCAACAAAGGCAAGAUCCUCUCGCGUCUUCACCUGACUGCCGAAAGAGCCGACUUAGCUGGAACACCUGGACUUGCCUCUACUCCUAUUCACACAAGUGCAGCUGCCACCCCAAAGCUAGGAAGUAUUGGUACACCUCGUAGCGGAAGCGGAGCUACUGCGACUGGAAGAUCCGCUGCUGGUAUCUCUAUUGAAAAGCGAUUAAAGGAGGCGAAAAAGAAAGGUGCCAUGGAGAAGAAGAAGCAAGAGAAAGAGGCAAAGGAGGCCGCUGCUGCUGCAAGUGAUCGCGAGAGCAAACCAAGAAACGUGACCGCCAAAAGACUAAUACCUCCCAAGAAGGUCGCUUCUAAGGUCAAAUCUGACGAGGUCGUUCACAGCUCAGAUGAUGAGGAAGAAGGUGAGGUCAAAGAGGAUUCUUCUUUGAAGAAGAGCACCACAACCAGAAAGGAUCCUCCCAAAGCGGCUCCUAGGGUACGACCUGAAGCAACAGAGAGGCGCGAUUCCUCGGCCAGUGAAGCGCCCGGGCUAUCCAAGGACAGCAAGAUAAGGUCAAAGCCUUUGACUUCUGACAAGUCUGUCGCCAACGCUGCCUCGAGAAAAGACAGCGCAAUUUCCAAGGUCAAACCAGAGGCUCCAGUGCUCUCUAGAGCCGCUGUCCUCCCGAAGAAACCUGAAGAUUCAACAGCAGCAAACGCCGCCACGAAAUCGAAAGAGAGCCCAGCACAGAAGCCGGUCAAGACUACCUCGACGACACAAAGAUCCAACAUAAGCCCACGAAGACUGACAGACACGAAACCGAAAGUGCCCUCACCUCUGGGCACAAGUCCUCCGAGAAAUGCAUCUGACAAUGCUGAAAAGAUAAACAAGCAAAUGCCCAAGCCAUCAGCAACUGCGAAUGCUGCCAAAGCAGUCAAGCCUGCGCCCACAUCCAAAGCAUCCGAACCUCUAAGUUUCUUCGGUGGUGUCAAGACCAAUUCACAAUCAAAAAUUGUCACCAAAAAACGCCCUCUUGAGUCUGACACGGAGAGUGUUGAACCGGCAAGGAAGGCAGUCAAAUCGACCGCAUCCACCCCAGCAAAGGCUCCAACCAGUACACUAGCCAAGGCCUCCUCGGUGAAUGGUACUGGCAAAGAAGCAGUGGCCAAAGCUCCACCUGCAUCUUCCGCUGCCUCGGAUAGAUCUCUGAAACGCAAAGCCAACGACCUCUCUUCUGGCUUACAUGAUCAUGCCGCUCCUCCAUCAUCCAAGCACCGCAAGACCGAUUCAGGAAGCACACACUCGCACACAGCGACAAGUUCAUCUGGAGCAUCCCUUACAACUGCUCCUACCGUCUCACCCCACUCGUCCCCUGCAGGCUCAGAAUUUUCGGACGACAAUCUCGCUGGCAUUUUGAAUGACGAUUACGAAGGCGGUUCGCUCACGUGGGAACAGACUCGUGCUGCUGCCGAGACGUUCAGGAGCAAGCUAUACCCAGAGUAUCUCAAGCUGUACCGUCGCAUUGAGCAGACACCCAGUGACAAGGUCGCGAAGGAAGAUACUGUGCGCUUGUGGCAGUUGCACAAUCGUCUUGAGGCUAUCAAGCAUCGUAUUGAGGUCGCCUGUCGUAAUGGUGACAAGGGUGGAGACUAG